AACUUCUGCCAAGGCUCGGAGAUGCCAACUAUGUCAAGGCCUGCACUGGCUGUGAAAGGUGGCACCAGCAGCAUCCUGUACUACCCCGGAGUGGGAGGGGGCCUCAAGGCCAGCGGGGCUCCCACUGGUUCCUCAGAAUCUCCAUCUCCAAUGGGCUCUCCUACUGCCACCCCUCCCUCUAAACCCCCACCCUUCAGUGUGCACCCCACCCCUCACCUGCUAGCCAGUAUACAGCUGCAGAAACGGAAUAGCCAGUAUCAUGCGGUGGCUGCCACCACUCCGGGCCAACCUGGGGAGGCAGGGAUCCUGCAAAACUGGGGGUGUGAGGCUAAGGCAGGAGGAGCGGAGUCACUCUGUCCUGCUGCUGCUGGUGCCCAGAGCCCUGCUGUCAUUGAUUCUGACCCAGUGGGUGAGGAGGUGCUGCUGAUGUCGCUGGUGGUGGAACUGGGACUGGACUGGGCCGGUGAGCUUCCGGAGCUGUGGCUGGGGCAGAAUGAGUUUGACUUCACUGCAGACUCUCUGUCUGGUUGCUGA
Molecule: messenger RNA, 534 nt
Organism: Oryctolagus cuniculus (rabbit)
Lineage: Eukaryota; Metazoa; Chordata; Mammalia; Lagomorpha; Leporidae
Source: RefSeq, a predicted model, not a curated record